AUGGUUAACAGGCAAGAGCAGAUCGCUCGGUCCAUCAUCAAAGCCAUCUUGAACACGGACGAGAAUGGUCUGCCACUGUCCAAGCCGUCGGUUCUGCGCCGUCUCUUCGGCUUGUUCAACCUGUACUGGCUGACACUCCAGCUGGUCAAGUCCGACCUCUUCAACGCCCUGCGCGCGUUCUGGGUCAUCAAUGACGGCGAGUACAAGGCGAGCUUCGGCUCGGACUGGAAGACUGGCAAGAAGCAGAAGGACAUCCUGCAGGGCCUCGGCGACAUGGGAUACAGCGGCUCGACCUUCUUCCGCACCAGCGACAGCUCGUACCUGAUCAAGUCGGUGCCAAGGCAUUUUGAGAACGCCUUCUUCAAGAACGAGAUGCUGGUGCCGUACGCCGACCACAUGCGUGCGAAUCCGGGCAGCCUUCUGAUCCGCAUCACGGACUUUCUGGAGUGCUCCAACAGGAGUCUUGGCACGUUGCUGGGCCUCGCUCCGAGCCACCACAUCGUCAUGGAGAACAUCCUGUACGGCCAGGACGAGUCCCGCGAGGACGGAAAGGGCGUCAAGUGGGAGUCGUGGGACCUCAAACCGACUUCCUACUUCUUUCCCGAGCGCGACGUAGCCGGUGGUGCUCUGGCGUCCGAGGCGACCAAGUCCAGGCUCGCAGACGAGUUCGAUGACAAGAUCCACCUCACCCUCGACCAGGCGGAAGAGUUCAAGGCUCAACUUCAGAAGGACACCAAGCUACUCGCCGACUGUAACGCCGUGGAUUACUCCCUGUUUCUUGUCAGACUCUCAGCCUCUAAGCCCGAGGGCCAGCCGAGGCCGGGAGGCGACGAGCUCCUGCCGCCGGCGAACCCUCCCUUCGCUCCUCCUGGACCGCCGAGCUGGCGCCUUGGCAUGGUCUCCAGUGACGGCAAGGAGGUCUACCGCGCAGCUGUCCUCGAUUUUUUCUGGGCCAAGCACACGCUCCACGCCAAGACCAUGACCGGGCUGGUCAAGACGUACAACCUGAUCGACAAGCAGGGGCCCAUGAGCAUCACCGCCGCGAGCUCCGAGUACCGUGAGAGGUUUCUGAAGAUGGCCAUGGAGAUGAUAGACGUGGAAGGAGCCCCGGAGUGGGGCAAGAGUACAGAACGUUUGGGUUCCAUUGAAGAGGAGUAA
Messenger RNA from Neoarthrinium moseri, 1158 nucleotides. RefSeq lists its product as uncharacterized. The transcript has a single exon. Gene Ontology annotation, biological process: phosphatidylinositol metabolic process. NCBI's taxonomy places the organism in Eukaryota, Fungi, Ascomycota, Sordariomycetes, Amphisphaeriales, Apiosporaceae. Bases 1 to 1158 code for a protein of 385 amino acids. The record is from RefSeq and is a predicted model, not a curated record. Gene Ontology annotation, molecular function: phosphatidylinositol kinase activity.